Periconia digitata is the source of this 570-nucleotide messenger RNA. The record is from the annotation of a GenBank genome assembly. Lineage: Eukaryota; Fungi; Ascomycota; Dothideomycetes; Pleosporales; Periconiaceae.
AUUGGGCCUAACAGUACGAUAUGUACGAUUAGCGAACGUGGAAAAGGCGUGUGUGUCUUCGACGGAUAUUGGACCUCCCCGUGCGCGCGCUGCUAUGGUGAAUAAAUAGCAGGGACGAUACGCCGGGAGUGAUAUCGCGAGAAAGCGAUAGCGAGUGAAGAGAGAUGGAUAUAUAUAUAGAAAUCCUCUUUGCCAUCGGCGCCGCCGGACUUCUUCGCCCACGUGUUCUGGAAGAUCUUGAAGAACGGCGUCGAUGCGUCUGCGGUGGCAGAGUCGGACACUUUGCUGAGAUAGGCGAGCACGGGGCCGUGGUGGUCGCCGCCGAUGGCGUCCUCGGUGCACCCGCGACUCGCGUGUUGGUGCAUUUCGAUGGUUACUGUGUCGCCUGCUGCGAUUGUGCAUUUCCCUUGGGCUUUUGCGGGGUUUGCGUUGCCUGGAGGAUGUUGUUAGGUGAGUGGGAGAAGGUUUUGUGAGGGGGGGUGGUUGGACUGACAUCGGAUGUCGUUGGAUGCGACGUUCUGGAUUGGGUUGUUGGAAGGGGGAGCGCGAACACAGACAGAGCCGUAGGUC